AUGGCCUUCGAUUACGGCGUGGCUAUUGGCUUGGAGGCGAGGGGCGUGUGGCGUGAGUGGCUGGGGGAAGCGGAUCACGCGCUGCUUGCGCCGUGGCUGCGCGACCCAGGCACAUGGGCGGAGUUCGCCGCUGGCGCGGGCGCGGAUGUCUCCCCCGCCAUGCUCCGCGUGCAGCUGCGCGCGCGCUCGCUACUGCUGGGCCGCGCCGUGGGGGAGGCGUGCGGAAAGGCGCAGGGGGAGGCUUGGGGGGAGACGGCGGAGGGCGGGUUGGCGCGUAUGGACGAUGACGUGUACGCAUCAGUAGAUGAUGACGUGUACCCGUGCCUGGAUGAUGACGUGGACGAAUGGCAUGCCAUGCUGUCGGCCGCCCAGCCGUCCGCCCACUGCAUGGCUGUGCUGCGCGCCAUCCGCCACCAGGAGGGCCCUCUCAGCGCUGCCAUCAUCCGCAGGGUGGGUUUGGGCGCACCUCACACCGCAUCCCAGGACGCUGACCCGCCCCCCCCCUCUUCCCCCGCCUUCCCCUCUCUCGGGGGAGAGGGGGAAGCAUAG
Messenger RNA from Closterium sp. Naga37s-1, 549 nucleotides. Lineage: Eukaryota; Viridiplantae; Streptophyta; Zygnematophyceae; Desmidiales; Closteriaceae. The record is from the annotation of a GenBank genome assembly.